This is a messenger RNA of Hevea brasiliensis (rubber tree), 2021 nucleotides long. RefSeq lists its product as uncharacterized. Bases 99 to 1721 code for a protein of 540 amino acids. The transcript has 5 exons. The record is from RefSeq and is a predicted model, not a curated record. Gene Ontology annotation, biological process: regulation of DNA-templated transcription. Gene Ontology annotation, cellular component: nucleus. Lineage: Eukaryota; Viridiplantae; Streptophyta; Magnoliopsida; Malpighiales; Euphorbiaceae.
CUUACUUCCCCGUAUUUAAGCUCAAAGCUGGACCGUUGGAAGAGCACCCACUGGCACUGCCACUGAGAGUGAAGUGACACGCAGCCCAGAGCACCACCAUGGGAAAGAGGGAAACACAAUCUGUAGAAGCCAACACAAACCCUAAUUCGCUAAUCAACGAUGACCAAAGCCCAAAGAUGUCGCCCUAUGAGCUUUCCAGAGAAGAGAGAAUCAAGUCAAACCGCGAAAGAAUGCAGAAACUCGGUCUGGUGGAUCUCUCUCUCAAGCUCCACUCCCUCACUGCUUCUAAACGCACCCCAAGAAAUAACCCAUCCUCAGCAAAACAUCCCUCUCCUCUGCAGCAAUCUGGACCUCUUCGCCGUUCCUCAAGGUUGCACAAUGCGACGCCUGUUAGCUAUUCAGAAGCGGUAUUGGCAAAGAAGAAUGGGCUAUUGGAGGACGAGGAUGUGAGACUAGAGGUGGGUUCAAAGCCAGAGGUUUACACUGAAAAGCAUGAGAAGCUGUUGGGCAACACUGAGAGGAGCUGGGCGCUAUUUGUGGAUGGGUACGGAAAGGAUGGAAAACGUAUUUAUGAUCAGGUUAAGGGAAAGACUUGCCAUCAAUGUAGGCAGAAAACUCUUGGUUAUCGUACCCAUUGCAGCAACUGCAAGAUGGUCCAAGGACAGUUUUGUGGAGAUUGUUUGUACAUGAGAUAUGGGGAACAUGUACUUGAAGCCAUAGAAAAUCCAAAUUGGAUAUGCCCUGUCUGUCGUGGAAUUUGCAACUGCAGUUUGUGCCGGCAAUCAAAAGGAUGGGCUCCCACUGGAGCUCUUUACCGUAAGAUUUCAAGCUUGGGCUACAAGUCAGUUGCGCAUUAUCUCAUCCAAACCCAACGCUCACAAAAUACUUCAGAAAAGGAUUCAGUGACUGUCAGUCAAGUUUCUGCAAAAAGGUCACUGCCCUUCUCAGAUAUGGAAAUACCAUCUGAGAGACCUCCAAUUAUCAAUGAUGAAAAUAUUGGACAAUAUGAAGACACAACACAUGAUGAGUUAAAGAUUAAGAAAGAGAAACAACUACCAAACAGCAGAAAUCUGACCACUGAUGGUCAGACAAAUAUGGGAUCUGUAGAGGUCAAUCAUGAGGCCAAUGAGUGCCUUGGAUUUUCAGAGCCUAACUCUGAAGGCAAGAGAGAAAUUGAAGCACAUUCUGAGAAUAUGGAAUCUUCAAAGGCCAACCAUGACGUUUGUUAUGGCCAUGCAGGAUUAUCAAAGCCGCCUAUAUUUGAAGAUGAAAGAGAGAGUGAGUUUAAAGGUGAGAAAAAGCAGCAAUUGCAAUCUACAGAUGAAGAGCAUGAUAAUUGCAAUAUUGUACUCGAAAGCUGUCCGAAACUUGAAACGAAGAGGGCAUUGGCCUUCAAGCCAAACCUAGAUAGUAUUGCUGCAAGAUUGAGGCAAGGGCAUCAGAAAACCAAUUGCCAAGGUAAUGUGGAGCCAACUGGUGUCAAUGAGAAAAAUUCUGAUGUUAAGCCAUCUGUGAAUAUGUUUUCUAAUCAAGAGGAGCCAAAAGAAGAGGAAUUACAUGUUGAGGAGGACAAAUGCACUGAUGGCAAUAUCAUCUUGGACACUAGUCCAAAGCUCAAGAAGAAAACUGCACGCACUGCUGAACCAAAUCCAGACAGUAUUGGCGGAAGACUACGGCAGAGGCGUAGAAUGGGCCAAGGCAUUGACAAAAACGGAGUUUAGCAUGCCCUGUGAAGACAGUAUUGCAGAAGGUGAGGCCCAUGAAGAAACCAAAAUGAAGAUGGAGGGAUGUUGUUGUUUAUAUUUGUGUCAGCGAGCUUAGGAUAUUUUUUUUGGGCCAGUGCGCCAGACUUGUGCCUUAGGCGUUGUUUGAGGCUGCUUUUAGCAUAUUGGCGUUCCAUGAAUGCUUAGCUUAAUUUUGACAAGAGCUUCUUUUGGAUCCAAAAUGGUGUUGCAUGUAGAAGCAGCUUAGUCCAGAUAGACCUUGAAUAUUAGACGAAGUUCUACUAGCUAAUAAUUUGU